Molecule: messenger RNA, 909 nt
Organism: Echinococcus granulosus
Lineage: Eukaryota; Metazoa; Platyhelminthes; Cestoda; Cyclophyllidea; Taeniidae
Product: Armadillo segment polarity protein
Exons: 5
Coding region: 1-909 (302 amino acids)
Biological process (GO): cell adhesion; positive regulation of transcription by RNA polymerase II
Cellular component (GO): adherens junction; catenin complex
Molecular function (GO): alpha-catenin binding; transcription coactivator activity; protein phosphatase binding
Source: RefSeq, a predicted model, not a curated record
AUGCGACCAAGUCAAUCAAAGGAAUCUGCACCAUUUUCAAGUUCUACUUGCGCCUCCCAAAAUUCUUUGUUUCUUUCUGAUAAUGCGCUUUCUUUAAGUCGAUCUUUGCAAUCACUCGGCGGACUUGGGAAGCCAAUAUCUGCAGUUCAACGACUUAGUCCCUGUGUUGAAAGCCUUACCAAAGCUAUUGGGAUGAUUGUCAACUUCAAGGAUGAUGCCUUUGCAGCAGCAGCUAACGUCCCGAAGUUAACGCGUCUCCUUGACCCAAAUUUAUCGACCCCAGAGAAUCAUUACAAUGCCUGCGUUAUCUUGCACAAACUUUCUGAAAAAGAGGCGUCUCGAAAUAGCCUAGCCUACCAUCCCCAAAUAAUCGAGAGCUUGGUUCACUUGCUUCAAACAACACAGGAUAUUAAUACGCAGACAGAGGCUGUGCUGGCAUUACGCAAACUUUGCUAUGCUAAGCCGGCGCUGUCUGCAGUGCGUAGUGUUCUUUCCGUCCACAAUCUUGUGGAGUUAUUGAGUCACCCAACGGAGUCGAUUUUCCUCACCGCCCUGUCUAUCCUGCAUCGGCAAAUGCUUUUCCUUCCGCAUACGACUCGACCGGAGGUGAAGGAUUGCGGUGGGCCCAUCCAACUAGCCAGUCUCUUCACUCCUGAGAAGAUUGCUGAUCCUGCCUGGCUGACUGUCUGUGCUGAUGCCAUUCGUAUGACUGCCUAUGAGGACGCUGAAACGAAGCUCAUUCUACUGGAUUGCGACAUUGCGGAAAAAAUCGUCUACCUCUUGAAUAUGGGCCCAAAAAAUGAGAAAUUGCAACACGCGCUUGCGCGUCUCGUCAAAGUGCUUAGUGCUUCAACUGAAUGCAAACAAGGUUUAGUAGAGGCCGGUGCCGUUCAGGUUUGUCAUAUGUAA